Messenger RNA from Aureobasidium namibiae CBS 147.97, 654 nucleotides. RefSeq lists its product as uncharacterized. The transcript has a single exon. NCBI's taxonomy places the organism in Eukaryota, Fungi, Ascomycota, Dothideomycetes, Dothideales, Saccotheciaceae. The record is from RefSeq and is a predicted model, not a curated record. Bases 1 to 654 code for a protein of 217 amino acids.
AUGACCAGCGUGUACUCAGGAAACAGUGUCGUCAGCUUUGACGACUUACUCGCUCAUCUCAAGUCAUUGCCCGUCCCGCUGCUUCCGCCUCCAAAACCCCUCGAUCCAGCUUUGACCGACAAGAUAGCUUCUCUAUAUCUGCAUCCUGCACUCGAAGCUGUCUUACAUCUUCUCAACCAUGACCUGCCUUCUGCACACUUCCUGGUGCGACACAUGCAGUCCGAUCCCGCCUUUGAAGCAAUGUACCUCCAUGGCAUCCUCCACCGUAUAGAGGGUGACUUCAACAACACCAGAGCCUGGUACUACGAUGUAUACAACUCCGAGCCCUUCGAGCUAGUAUGGGGAAAAGCCACAGAAGACGAAGAGGCCGAGGUCGAGAAGAAGAAAAGCCAAGGUGAAACCAAGAUGCCUCCUCAGAAGUCUGCUCGAGACUUUGUAGACAGCCUCGAAAAGCUGUCAAAGGGCCAAGGGGACAAGGAAGCUCUCGCAAAAGAGAGCAGAAGGGAGUUCGAUGCUAUUCUUGACUGGUGCACCAAGAAGUUUGGGACUGCACAGCACACCGAUGCCUCGAAGGCUUGGGUGCAACCGAGCCAGGAGAUCAGUCAGAAGGGCCAAGACAUGGUCACUGGCAAUGAUGGCUUUAGGAAGUUCUAA